This is a messenger RNA of Hyla sarda, 4598 nucleotides long. RefSeq names its product 5-methyltetrahydrofolate-homocysteine methyltransferase (gene MTR). The transcript is spliced from 33 exons. Gene Ontology annotation, biological process: pteridine-containing compound metabolic process. The record is from RefSeq and is a predicted model, not a curated record. NCBI's taxonomy places the organism in Eukaryota, Metazoa, Chordata, Amphibia, Anura, Hylidae. Gene Ontology annotation, molecular function: methionine synthase activity; zinc ion binding; cobalamin binding. Bases 163 to 3951 code for a protein of 1262 amino acids.
CCGGGCAGCUGCCACCACUGAGCAUGCGCACUAAGCUCGGGCAGCACAGGAAGCUGUAAUACAACCUAUCCCGUUGCUGCCGUAACACUCUAUUAGGACACGCUGCUCCGGUGUCUCCUGUCCGUGCUGAGACAAGCGCCGCCGUUCCUGCCUGCAAGAGCCAUGCCUCCCACCAUACAGCACUCCGGUACCGCAGUCAACACACAUGAAGAACUGGAAUCAAUCCUCCGGGAGCGGAUAAUGGUCUUGGAUGGUGGGAUGGGCACCAUGAUCCAACAGCAUAAUCUUUCAGAAGAAUCCUUCAGGGGACAGGAGUUUGUAGACCACGGCAAGUCUUUAAGAGGCAACAAUGAUCUUUUAAGUAUCACCCAGCCGGACAUAAUCUACAAAAUUCACAAGGAGUAUUUGCUUUGUGGAGCCGAUAUCGUGGAAACAAACACGUUCAGCAGUACGAGUAUUGCCCAGGCAGACUACGGCCUUGAACACUUGGCCUACCGAUUGAACAAAGUCUCUGCAGAAGUAGCAAGAAGAGCAGCAGACGAUGUGGCGCGUGAGACAGGAAAAAAGCGGUUUGUGGCGGGAGCUAUGGGGCCAACAAAUAAGACAUUAUCUGUCUCCCCUUCUGUUGAGAGGCCAGACUACAGAAAUAUCACAUUUGAUGAGCUUGUGGAUGCUUAUGCGGAACAGGCAAGGGGUCUUCUGGAUGGUGGUGCUGACAUUCUACUGGUGGAAACUAUUUUUGAUACAGCUAAUGCCAAAGCGGCUCUGUUUGCUGUCCAGACAUUGUUUGAAGAGGACUACAAGCCUAGACCUAUAUUUAUUUCUGGAACCAUUGUUGACAAAAGUGGACGAACACUUUCUGGUCAAACAGGGGAAGCAUUUGUAAUAAGUGUGUCACAUGUGGAGCCGAUGUGCAUUGGAUUAAACUGUGCUCUGGGAGCUGUUGAUAUGAGGCCAUUUAUUGAAGCCAUUGGGAAAUGUACAACCUCCUAUGUUAUCUGUUAUCCAAAUGCAGGUCUCCCAAACACCUUUGGUGGUUAUGAUGAGACGCCAGAAGUGACAGCUAAGCACAUUAAGGAUUUUGCUAUGGAUGGUAUGGUGAAUAUUGUUGGUGGCUGCUGUGGAACUACCCCAGCACAUAUCAGAGAAAUUGCAGAAGCAGUGAAGCAUUGCAAGCCAAGGGUUCCUCCCUCUACUGUAUUUGAUGGCUACAUGGUGCUUGCUGGAUUGGAACCAUUUAGAAUGGGGCCUUAUACUAAUUUUGUUAACAUUGGGGAGCGAUGUAAUGUGGCAGGGUCAAGACGAUUUGCCAAACUGAUUAUGGCUGGAAAUUAUGAGGAAGCAUUGACAGUUGCAAAAGCGCAAGUAGAAAUGGGUGCGCAAAUCCUUGACCUUAAUAUGGAUGACGGAAUGCUGGACGGCCCCAGAGCCAUGGCGCGAUUUUGUAAUUACAUUGCAUCGGAACCUGAUAUUGCUAAGGUACCACUGUGUAUCGACUCUUCCAACUUCAGUGUGAUUGAGGCUGGACUAAAAUGUUGCCAAGGAAAAUGUAUAGUGAACAGCAUCAGUCUGAAGGAGGGAGAAGAAGACUUUCUUGCAAAAGCUAAAAAGAUAAAACAGUUUGGAGCAGCGGUAGUAGUCAUGGCUUUUGAUGAAGUUGGGCAGGCCACAGAUGCAGAAAAUAAAGUCAGAAUUUGCACCAGAGCAUACAACCUCCUGGUUAAUAAAUUGAAAUUUAACCCCAAUGAUAUAAUUUUUGAUCCAAAUAUCUUAACGAUUGGUACCGGCAUGGAGGAGCAUGACAAGUAUGCCAUAUACUUCAUUGAAGCUAUCAAAACAAUAAAAGAAACUCUGAAAGGAGCUAAGGUCAGCGGCGGACUUUCAAACCUUUCCUUCUCAUUUCGAGGUAUGGAUGCUAUCAGAGAAGCAAUGCAUUCAGUAUUUCUAUACCAUGCUAUUAAGAUUGGCAUGGACAUGGGGAUAGUAAAUGCAGGAAACCUCCCCGUCUAUGAUGACAUUGAUAAAGAGUUACUGCAUUUAUGUGAAGAUCUCAUUUGGAAUAAGGAUCCUGAAUCAACAGAGAAGCUUUUAAAAUACGCACAGACCACAGCUAAAGGUGGUAAAAAGGUGAUUCAGACUGAUGAGUGGAGGAGCGGGUCUGUGGAGGAGAGACUAGAGUAUGCACUUGUCAAGGGCAUUGAAAAAUAUGUCAUUGAAGAUACCGAAGAGGCGAGAGCAAAUAAAGAAAAAUAUCGGAGACCUCUCCAUAUUAUUGAAGGGCCUCUCAUGAAUGGCAUGAAAGUUGUUGGAGAACUGUUUGGUGCUGGAAAGAUGUUCUUACCACAGGUGAUAAAGUCCGCUCGAGUUAUGAAGAAGUCUGUAGGACAUCUAAUUCCUUUCAUGGAGAAAGAGAGAGAGGAAAUGAAAGCUAUAGAUGGAAAUACAGAUGACGACGAUCCAUACCAAGGAACCAUUGUAAUAGCUACAGUUAAAGGAGAUGUACAUGACAUUGGCAAGAAUAUCGUUGGUGUGGUGCUUGGCUGCAAUAAUUUCAGGGUUAUCGACCUUGGUGUCAUGACUCCAUGUGAUAAAAUUCUGCGUGCAGCCAUUGAAAACAAAGCAGAUAUCAUAGGUCUGUCUGGCCUUAUCACCCCUUCUCUGGAUGAAAUGAUCUUUGUUGCUAAAGAAAUGGAGCGUCUCUCGAUAAAGCUUCCAUUACUGAUUGGGGGAGCCACUACUUCUCGGACACACACUGCUGUGAAAAUAGCCCCUCGUUACAGUGCCCCAGUAAUCCAUUGUUUGGAUGCUUCCCAAAGUGUUGUGGUUUGUUCCCAGCUGCUGGAUGAGAAUUCCAAGAAUGACUUAAUAGAAGAAAUAGCAGAAGAGUAUGAAGACCUUCGCCAAGAUCACUAUGACUCUUUGAAGGAAAGAAGAUAUCUGUCUCUACAGCAAGCAAGAGAUAAAGGCUUCCAUAUUGACUGGCUUCCUCAUCUAAUUCCAGUGAAACCAAAGUUUUUAGGAACACAGGUCUUCAGAAACUAUGACUUGGAGAAACUUACUCAGUAUAUUGACUGGAAGCCUUUUUUCGAUGUGUGGCAACUCCGAGGAAAAUACCCUAACAGAGGAUUUCCAAAAAUCUUUAAUGAUAAAACAGUCGGGGAAGAAGCAAAAAAGGUGUAUGAUGAUGCACAAAAAUUACUACAAGUCUUAAUACGGCAAAGAAAAUUUGAGGCCCGAGGCAUUGUUGGCAUCUGGCCAGCUCAGAGUGUUCAGGAUGACAUUAAAUUAUAUUCAGAGGAGCAUGACCCGUGUUCUUCAGAGCCCAUUGCUACUUUCUAUGGCCUGAGGCAACAGGCUGAGAAAGACUCUGCAUCUACAGAUCCCUAUUACUGUCUAUCUGACUUUGUAGCCCCACUGGAAUCUGGAGUGCGUGACUACCUGGGUAUUUUUGCAGUUGCCAUCUUUGGCGUAGAGGAUCUUAGCAAAGCUUAUGAGAAUAAAGGAGAUGAUUACAACAGUAUCAUGGUGAAAGCUCUUGGAGAUAGACUAGCUGAGGCAUUUGCUGAGGAACUCCAUGAAAGAGUAAGAAAGGACCUGUGGGGUUAUUGCAGUGAUGAAGCCCUGGAUGUUGCUGAUCUGCGCAGGAUUCGCUAUGAAGGAAUUCGCCCAGCUCCAGGCUAUCCCAGUCAGCCGGAUCACACAGAGAAGAUCACCAUGUGGGAGCUGGCAAACAUAGAGGAAGCAACAGGAAUAAAGUUGACGGAAUCACUUGCUAUGUCCCCAGCCGCUGCAGUGUCUGGGUUGAUGUUUUCUAGUCCAAUGUCCAAAUAUUUUGCUGUUGGAAAAAUUUCUAAAGAUCAGGUUGAAGAUUAUUCACACAGAAAACACUUGGCAGUGAAAGAGGUUGAAAAGUGGCUUGGUCCCAUUCUCAGCUAUGACCCUGAAGAGUAACAAGACUUUUUCCUUUACCUGGACUUUACCUAAUGCUGCUAGUCAAACCAGUUUCUGAGUUGUACCAGAAACCUACAGAUGGUUAUUUUCUAUUCAAACGUAUUUUUCAGAUCUUUGACACUUUUUUAAAAGCCACUUAAUGGUUAACCCCAAUAUUGUGACACUAACCUGAGUACAUCCUGGUACUACUGUAUCUUAGUGUUGGUGCCUAAAAUAGAUAAAAUCUAUAGUUUGCUCAAUUCAGCUCAGCCGAGAUAGCAAAACUGUUAACUUCAGAUUUAGAAGACAAAAUGUAAUGAAUAGGGCGUCUGUGUGUGAUUACAGUGAGGCAAUAGCACCGGCCCCGGUGAUUCUCAUAGUGGAUCAAAUUGCUUAAAAGAAUAGGGGGCAGUCAUGGACAUCCUGUGGAUGACCAUAAACAGACCAUACAUAAGAUGCUGGACAAGUAUCUGUGUUUUUUUUUUUUUUUUUUCCAGGAGAAUUUUUUAAGCCAAAAUAGGUGGAUUCUGACAGCUUUUACCUGAUAUACCAUAUUUUUCGCCAUAUAGGACGCUCCGACAUGAAAGACGCACCCAAUUUUAAAGGAGGAAAAUCUAGAAUACAAUGUAAAGUAUAGGACAGUGAUCUUCAACCAGAAGACCUCCAGA